Molecule: messenger RNA, 1039 nt
Organism: Rubroshorea leprosula
Lineage: Eukaryota; Viridiplantae; Streptophyta; Magnoliopsida; Malvales; Dipterocarpaceae
Source: the annotation of a GenBank genome assembly
CACAAUGCUUCUUUACCUUACCUUACAAAGCCCCCGUAUUACACACAAGACAAAACCCACAACCAGCAAAUUAAGCUUGUAACUAAGUACGUAUAUAUCUUCUUCCUCCCCAUGGCCACUGCAGCUCCGCCAUCCUCAACACUUUCAAACCUAGCAAACUUGUUGCCCACAGGCACUGUCCUGGUUUUCAAAGCCCUGAUACCUUCCUUCUCCAACAGUGGCAAAUGUGUACUUGCCAAUAAGUACCUUACCAUUGCACUCAUUUUCUGCUGUUCUCUCACAUGUUUCCUCUCCUCCUUCACUGACAGCUUCCUUGGUAAUGACGGAAAGCUUUACUAUGGUAUUGCCACUCCGUCCGGCCUCUACAUCUUCAACGAUGACCCCAACGAUGGCCUCAACCUGGGAAAAGAUGAGAGGAUGAGGAAGGAAUUGAGGAAGUACAGGCUGUCUUUCACGGACUUUGUGCAUGCAUUUGUGUCGUUUGUUGUCUUCUUGGUGGUUUCCUUCAGCAGUUUGGACGUGCAGCGUUGUUUCUUCCUUAAAGAGGGGACAAAUUUGGAGGAGCUAUUUAAGUAUCUUCCGCUGGGAGUGGGAGCGUUUGCGAGCGCUCUUUUCACGAUUUUUCCAACAAGGCGGAGAGGGAUUGGCUAUGGAGAUGUAGCGCGGGGGGCUGGGACUGGGGCUGUUGAAGAAAAGGAACUAAAGAAGCAGGAAACGGUGAAUGGGAAAGGAAAAGAAAGGGGAGGAGUACAUGAGAAUGAGUGGGAAACGAAAGGAAAUAAUGGACCGUCUCGCACAAGUAUAGAGCUUGCAUCCGUCAGUCAUGUUAAUGAUCGUGUUGAAGAUAUCAGUUAACAGCAGUUAUGUUUUUUUAAUUUGUAACUGGUUUUUUGUUUUCUGCAGUUAGUUCUACAAGUUAGCUGCAUUAGGAGUAGUUAUUUUUAUCCUUUAUGUAAAAAUUGUAAUGUAUAAGUUGCAGAUAUUCAGCAACUCUUUUUGUAUGUCAGUUAUCAAUCUGAAAUGAAGUAGAGCUCCACAU